UCCCAAAUACUAAAGAGGGAAGGAGGAACAGAGGAAGAAAAAAAAUAAAGUAAAAAACGGAAAAAUGCUCAGAGCUCUCACUCUCAGACGCUCACUCCAGUCCCUCCACCACAACCACCUCAAGCCGCUCAUUUCCACCGCCAUCCCCAAAAACCCACUGAACCCAUUAAGCCCAGCACGCGCAUGUUCCAGUCUUUCAUCGCCAUCAGCAUCUUCAUCAGCCUCUGAGCUCCGCAAGUACUUGGGCUACACAGCCCUCGUCUUGUUCUCCGCUGCAGCCACCUACUACUCCUUCCCUUUCCCUGAAAACGCCAAGCACAAAAAAGCCCAGAUUUUCCGCUAUGCUCCUCUGCCCGAGGAGCUCCACACAGUCUCCAACUGGAGCGGGACCCACGAGGUCCAGACCCGGGUUUUCCACCAGCCUGAGACCCUUGAGGAGCUGGAAAAGGUUGUCAAGGAUGCCCAUGAGAAGAAAACCCGGAUUCGGCCUGUCGGGUCCGGGUUGUCCCCGAAUGGGAUUGGAUUGUCCAGGGCUGGAAUGGUCAAUUUGGCGCUGAUGGAUAAGGUUUUGGAGGUGGAUAAGGAGAAGAAGAGGGUGAGAGUGCAAGCUGGGAUAAGGGUGCAGGAAUUGGUGGAUGGGAUCAAGGAACAUGGCCUUACUCUGCAGAACUUUGCCUCCAUUAGGGAGCAGCAGAUUGGUGGCAUUUUGCAGGUUGGUGCACAUGGUACUGGUGCAAAAUUGCCUCCGAUGGAUGAACAGGUGAUCAGUAUGAAGCUGGUCACUCCUGCUAAGGGAACAAUAGAAAUCUCUAAAGAGAAAGAUCCAGAGCUGUUUUAUUUAGCCCGGUGUGGCCUUGGUGGCCUUGGAGUGGUUGCUGAAGUCACCAUCCAGUGCGUUGAGAGACAGGAGCUUGUAGAGCACACCUCUGUUUCAAACAUGGAAGAGAUCAAGAAAAAUCAUAAGAAAUUACUAUCUGAGAAUAAACAUGUGAAGUACCUUUAUAUUCCAUAUAGCGACACUGUUGUGGUUGUGACGUGUAACCCUGUAUCAAAAUGGAAAGGUCCCCCAAAGUUCAAACCCAAAUAUGGCAGUGAUGAAGCCAUACAGCACGUUCGAGAUCUCUACAAGGAAUGCCUCCAGAAGUGCAGUGUAGUUCCAGUUAAGAAUGACGUGGACAUAAAUGAGCUCUCAUUUACAGAGUUGAGAGAUAAACUGCUUGCCCUAGAUCCUCUCGACAAAGAUCAUGUUGUAAAAGUUAAUCAAGCUGAGGCUGAAUUCUGGAGGAAGUCAGAGGGAUACAGAGUGGGAUGGAGUGAUGAAAUUCUGGGCUUUGAUUGUGGUGGUCAACAGUGGGUUUCAGAAACUUGUUUUCCAGUUGGAACCCUUUCCAAACCAAGCUUGAAAGACCUUGAAUACAUAGAAGAUGUAAAGCAGCUCAUAGAGAAGAACGAGGUACCAGCACCUGCUCCAAUAGAGCAGCGCUGGACAGCAUGCACUAAAAGCCCCAUGAGUCCAGCUUCAAGUACAAAAGACGAUGAUAUAUUUUCGUGGGUUGGUAUAAUCAUGUACCUUCCUACAACGGAUGCCCGCCAAAGAAAGGAAAUUACAGAAGAGUUUUUCCACUACAGGCGUCUGACCCAAGUACAGUUGUGGGAUAAGUAUUCCGCUUAUGAACACUGGGCAAAGAUUGAGGUUCCGAAGGACAAAGAAGAGCUUGCCUCGCUCCAGGCCAGGCUAAGAAAGCGUUUUCCAGUUGAUGCAUACAAUAAAGCACGAAAGGAGUUGGACCCGAGCAGGAUCCUUUCAAAUAACAAGCUGGAAAAGCUGUUCCCAUUAUCGGACACCAUUUGAGAAGCAUCCUUCAGUGGUUAGUUAUUGAUUAAUAUGGCUUUUCACUAAAUUUGAAUGCAUUUUGGCUUCAAUAAAAAAAAAAAAAAAAUCUGCCAAAUCUGCCUCGAGCAUCUUUAGACCUAAGAAUAUAACUGUAAAUUUAAGAGGAAUCAUGAGAUACGAUGUGAUGUAUUAUUACAUUUAUUGAUAAUGGUA
Messenger RNA from Prunus mume (Japanese apricot), 2047 nucleotides. It is a transcript of the gene GLDH, whose product is annotated as L-galactono-1,4-lactone dehydrogenase. Gene Ontology annotation, cellular component: membrane. Lineage: Eukaryota; Viridiplantae; Streptophyta; Magnoliopsida; Rosales; Rosaceae. Gene Ontology annotation, molecular function: galactonolactone dehydrogenase activity; FAD binding; D-arabinono-1,4-lactone oxidase activity. The record is from RefSeq and is a predicted model, not a curated record.